AUGGGUAACGCUUUAAAUAAAUUAUUAAAACAUUAUAGAAACGUCGAAAAAAAAAAAAAUGAAUAUAAAUUUGGUAAGAUACUUGGAUGUGGAUCCUUUGGGGUUGUGAGAGAAUGUAUUAACAAAAUGACAAAAGAAGUGUAUGCAGUGAAAAUAAUUAAGAAAAAGAAAAAACACAAAAAGAGUUACAAUUUUGAGAAAAUGGUAAAAAAUGAGAUUAAAUACUUGUCUAUAAUGAGUCAUGAAAAUAUUAUUAAGUUCAAAGACUUUUUUGAAGAUAAAAAUAAGUUUUAUAUAGUGUUAGAAAAAUGUGAAGGAGGAGAAUUAUUUUAUAAAGUUGUUAAAAAUAAAUGUUUGAUGGAGAGUGAAUCAGCUUUAAUUGUUAGACAGAUUUGUUGUGCAUUACAAUACCUGCACUCAAAUAAUAUUAUCCACAGGGACAUAAAAGCCGAAAAUUUCCUCUUCAAAAAUAAAAAUACAAAAAAUAUAAAACUUAUAGAUUUCGGAAUGGCAAAAAGGGUUAAUUGUGAAUAUCUAACCGAAUUGUGUGGCUCGCCACAUUACAUUUCACCUGAACUGAUCAGAAAAAAGUAUACAAUGUCUUCUGAUAUAUGGGCCCUGGGUGUUAUGGUUUUUUUCAUGUUAACUGGGAAGUAUCCAUUUGAAGGAAAGAAUACUCCAAAAGUUGUGGAUGAAAUAUUAAACAAAAAUAUAAAUUGGAAAGGCAAAGAAUUUUCUUCCUUAUCAAUAGAGGCUGUGGAUUUUUUAAAAAGACUUCUAGAAAGAAAUGAAAAGAAAAGAUUAACUGCUUAUCAGGCACUUAAUCAUCCAUGGAUUACAUCUCAAGUAGGAUAA
This is a messenger RNA of Plasmodium adleri (nom. inval.), 855 nucleotides long. Its product is annotated as calcium-dependent protein kinase, putative. Gene Ontology annotation, biological process: intracellular signal transduction; peptidyl-serine phosphorylation; protein autophosphorylation. Bases 1 to 855 code for a protein of 284 amino acids. The transcript has 9 exons. NCBI's taxonomy places the organism in Eukaryota, Apicomplexa, Aconoidasida, Haemosporida, Plasmodiidae. Gene Ontology annotation, cellular component: nucleus; cytoplasm. The record is from RefSeq and is a predicted model, not a curated record. Gene Ontology annotation, molecular function: calcium/calmodulin-dependent protein kinase activity; calcium-dependent protein serine/threonine kinase activity; calmodulin binding.